GGCAAACUGCGCGGGUUUCAAACUAUCUGCAAGGGGCAAUGACCAUCUUACGGCCUUAUCCCUUAGGAGCCUUUGAAUCAACGUGAGCUUGCGGCCAGUCACGUCGACAAUUUGGAGGAUCGGAUGCCUGCAUCUAUGAAUAGGCGCGGUUGAUACAAGCUCCAAGUGACUUUGGAAUGAUACCCCAUCUCAGUUCAGCUCAAAUCCAUCGUUGUAGACUAGUGCAUCUGCAUUCAGAACAGGCAGGUAUCCGGCCGUCCGGUCAUCUUAGUCAUGGAUAUCAAUGUUCUGUGACCUAUUGGUAUACCUCAGCUAUCCUAUGUGUUUGUCUCGAGUCCCAAAAAGCAGCUAACCGCAACGAUGUAGGCGCUGUUCGUUACCGUCGGCAAACGCAGAGUAUCCUGUGUCUCCUUCAGGUCGUGAUGGCUGAGUGUUUGUUACUUUAUUUCGACCAGCAUCAGUUGCCAUUCCCCGGUAGAAGACGAGCUAGGCUCUGUAACCGGUGCAAGCAACUGGCUUUGGCCCGGCGAGUCUGCCACAGUAAGUUGCCGAGCUCAGGCGUUGCAAAAUCACCUAACGACAUCUUGCUACGCCUUCCAUUGAGUCCAGUCUAUGGCAUCGCAGGCAUAGAGCUGCCCGGGGCACUGGGCGUUACCCGGGAAGCGAUCCAAAUCAACCCGGUCCACAAACUUAGACCAUACCGUUGAUCCAGUUGCUACUGUCAAGGUGGUGGCUCACUUCACCCCUU
Molecule: messenger RNA, 748 nt
Organism: Canariomyces notabilis
Lineage: Eukaryota; Fungi; Ascomycota; Sordariomycetes; Sordariales; Chaetomiaceae
Exons: 1
Coding region: 177-707 (176 amino acids)
Source: RefSeq, a predicted model, not a curated record